CUUAAUAUGAAAAUUUUCGAAGUAUCGCAACGAUAUGAUUCGGAGAGGCUAUAUGACUCCCAAAACAAGGUAGACUGCGAUGAUGGCAAUGAAUUUAGACGGCAGAGUCUGCGAGACUCUCCUUCGUCCAACAGCUACUGCAAGACUCAAAGGUAUAUAGGCGAUACCAGUGAAUUAUUUGAAGUCGGCGCAGAUGACGACGAAGAGUUUAUUCCACUUUUAGAUAAGCUAUUUGAUCUAGAAGAAGAGAAGAAUUGGGAGGAUUGCUUCGAUUUAUCAGCAUCCAAUGCGCCACAUUUUUUCGACCAGGGAGGCAACGACAACACCGACGUCAACGAUAGCUCUGCUGCGCCAGCAUAUCUAAUCAAGGCUAUUCUUGCCGGACUUUACGAGCUUCCACCUCCCCAUAUCCUCAAAUACCAGCUUGGGCUCGGACGACGAGUACGCUACGACUCAGUUGUUCGGUUGGAAUCACAUUUUGUUACGCUGGAGGGUCGAUCCGCAGAUUUGGAGUGCAUGCGUCUGACACGCCAAUUUGACACUUCUAAGGCUGCAAGUUUCUACGUCUAUCGUCGAAAUCUAUUGGACUGCGAAAAUCUGAACACUACGUUGCGAGUCGUGGCUUUGGCGGAAGAAUUGAAGUCGGCUGGACUGGACGUCAGCAACGCCGGAGGAUCAUGGCAUGGCCCACCAAACUUUUUGUCGCAAAGAAAUCUUGACGACACGUACAGUCGGGCAUGCUUAGCACUCUACAGUUUCUUCGCUGACAGCGUACAGCAAAUUGAUCCACAUCAAAAUCAUGUCUUGGACUUGGAGCCGUCCAAUAUUGAGUGCUGGAUCAAUACCUCCCGGAACGGGUCUUGGAACAGACUACACACACAUGAAGGUAGUGCAUGGAGCGCGGUGUACUACGUUGACGCAGGCUCUCCGCAGACAACUACCUACGGAGGCCGGCUGGUUCUCAAACCAUCACCCCACCCCCGCGAAGAUACGCACACACUGGAUGUCCGGGAACGGGAGCGAUUUUUUGAUUGGCGGGAUCGCGAUCCAGAUUGGUCCAUUGUUGAGUACGUGGAUUUGGAUGCCGUACCGGGAAGCAUGCUGAUCUUUCCUAGCUGGCUUCAUCAUUGCGUCCUUCCAACUGUUAUGACCGAAUCGCCUUCACACCCUCGAAUUUCCAUCGCUUUUAACGUAAACUGGAUGCCCAAUUAA
This is a messenger RNA of Phaeodactylum tricornutum CCAP 1055/1, 1212 nucleotides long. RefSeq lists its product with no specific name. The transcript has a single exon. The record is from RefSeq and is a predicted model, not a curated record. NCBI's taxonomy places the organism in Eukaryota, Bacillariophyta, Bacillariophyceae, Surirellales, Neidiaceae. Bases 7 to 1212 code for a protein of 401 amino acids.